Rosa chinensis is the source of this 944-nucleotide messenger RNA. RefSeq lists its product as uncharacterized. The transcript has 3 exons. The coding region runs from base 27 to 524 and encodes 165 amino acids. The record is from RefSeq and is a predicted model, not a curated record. NCBI's taxonomy places the organism in Eukaryota, Viridiplantae, Streptophyta, Magnoliopsida, Rosales, Rosaceae.
AUUUGUAGGGCUCUGUAAAUAUAAGCAUGUAUCUACUGAUAGUUUUUAAAUUUAUUACUCUGUGUCCCAUCCAUCUCCCCAGUUGUUUGAGCCAGACUCAUAAGGUCUUUUCUCAAAUGGCAGACUCGAAACAAGCACCGAGCAAACCAACCUUCACAAAGGUUAUGCAGCUCCGCCCAAUGACCUCUGGUGUCACUCUCACUGUAAAGGUUGUUAAUACUAAGAUAGUAUGCCCGAAGGGACGUGCUGGUGGGCCUCGAGGCCAAAUGCGAAUUGCUGAUUGCUUGGUUGGCGAUGAAACGGCAAUGAUAAUCUUCACGGCUAGAAACGAUCAAGUGGACUUGAUGAAAGAGGGUUCGACUGUAACCCUGAGAAAUGCCAAAAUUGACAUGUUUAAAGGAUCAAUGAGGCUUGCUGUGGACAAAAGUGGCCGUAUUGAAGUUGCUGAGCCUGCCAAUUUUACCGUGAUGGAAAAUAACAACCUCUCACUCAUUGAAUUUGACCGUGUCGAUGUCGUUAUAUGAGGCAUCAAAUCUCCAAAAUGUUCUCGAAAGUGCCCUCUUAGGAAGAAGAAAUCUUGAAGCUAGUACCACCCAAGUCGUUUCCUUACCUUUGCAGCAAAUAGUUUAUGACCUUCGGUCGUUGUUCUGCCGAAAUAGAUGUUGAUGGCUGUAAGUUGUUGAAGAUAAGAAGCUGGCUUUUGGAUUUUGUUUUGUCUUUUUUACAAUCUAUUUUAAAUAUUUGGGAAUUACGAAAUGUCUUUAAACAUUUUGCUGUGUUAUUCACUUCAAAUUUCUUAAGCUGUUUAGUGUAUGUUGAACUCCUUGCACUGUUUGCAAUUUUAGGAGUUAACUUCUACCCCAAACCCUAGUGGUGCUUUUUCUGUAGUUAAGCAGAGAUGAAGUAUAGAUGUCAAUUGGUGGCUCAAUCCAUGUAUUUGACAU